GCGAGUGUCGAUGUCAGUCGUAAGGCGCUGUGUGUGUGUGUGUGUGUUGUAGUUGCACAACUUCCUGAAAUUUAUGUAUUUACGUAGAGCAGACACACAUAGAUAGAUAUGUUAAUAAAAGACACAGGUUACCAUAUUUUGAAUGUUCAUAAAUAGGAGAAUGUUGUUCGCCGGCUAAAAGGAAUGGUAACAUGUUUAAUUAGAAGGCGACGUAUGAGACUCAAGAGAAGAGGCGCUAAAAUUCAACGUGCUUAGAGGGAAAGGUCUGACUGAUUAACAAGCUACGAAAUUGUAUAUACAGGUCGUUUCGUUAUGUCUGAUUUGGGAAGCGGAGAUGAAGGCAUCUCAGGAUCAAAAUACAAUGUCGCAAACAUGGAGGGUUCCUCCAGUAGGAACGAGUUUGAUUCCUCAGUAAAAGGUGGCAGCGGAGUGGAGCAGGAAUUGGCCACCAAAAUGCUUCAAAUACAAUCCAAACGAUUUUAUCUGGAUGUUAAACAAAAUCGAAGAGGUCGCUUUAUAAAAGUUGCAGAGAUUGGCGCUGAUGGCAGACGAAGCCAAAUAUAUUUGGCUCUAUCAACUGCAGCCGAAUUUCGUGAUCACUUGUCGUCUUUUAGUGAUUACUAUGCUUCUCUAGGCCCCCCUAACACUGACAAUUUACCGGAGGAUGGUAAAUUAAAAUCCGAAAUGAUGAUAAAAGAUUAUAGAAGAUAUUAUUUGGACUUAAAGGAAAAUGCGCGAGGACGAUUUCUACGGGUGUCACAAACCAUUACAAGAGGUGGACCUAGAUCUCAAAUCGCUCUACCAGCUCAAGGCAUGAUUGAGUUUCGUGAUGCCCUUACAGAUUUGUUAGAAGAGUUUGGAGCAAACGAUGGAGGCAGGUUUAAAGGGGACUUGCCUGAGGAGCGGCAUAUGAAAGUGGAUAAUAAAAACUUUUAUUUCGAUAUCGGACAAAACAACCGAGGAGUCUACAUGCGGAUAAGCGAAGUAAAAAAUAACUUUCGAACUUCGAUAACUAUCCCAGAGAAAUGUUGGAUUCGCUUUCGAGAUAUUUUUAAUGAUUAUUGCGAAAAAAUGAAAAAAUCGUCCGACUUAAUUACUGCCGAAAAUAAUCUACCGACAUCCUCAAAUAGUCUUAAAUAAAUAAAUAUCGCGUGAUUUAUGCAAUCUUAAUAGAAGGCAUAAAAAAUGUAUUUAAAUAUGUCGAUUGACCAACAAAAAUGAAAAGCUUGUAAUGUUUGACAUAACUAACUAAACUCAGAAAUAUGCGAAUGAUUAAGCUUGAAUGACACACAAAUAUAUUUAUUUAGUAGCAUUUAGAAAAAUAUUUGUUAGUAUUAUUUAGUUUUUUAUUAUAAAAUAAUAACGUAAUUUAGUUAGCGUUAAAGUAGAGAAAAUUAUAUCUUUAAAUCACUCAGACAGAAUCGAAUAAUUAAUUUGUGCUUGGUCUGAGAAUCUGCGCGCCAUGUCACCAUAAUGUAAUAAUAUGUAAAAAUCCACUAUUUUAUCUUCGGUUUUUCAAUGACCGAUUUAGGUUGGUCAAAAGGACCCAAUAUAAUAUCUCAUAUGGCUAAUUGCUGUCCCUUGCGGCCCUUACAAGGCACAAUCAACUUUUAAUUAAUUCAUGAAUUUAUCGGUUAUAGUUAAUACAAUUUAUUAACAAUAAUUAAAACGAAAUAUGAAAGGUUUUAAAUAUAACAAUUACGGAAAGAAACAAUUGAUAAAUUUGGAGAAAAGCCAACUUCAGUAUAAGUAAAAAAAAUCGGAUCCCAUUUAAUAAUACAAAAUUUGCAUUCUGAUACAUAAAGAGAAGAUGUCAAAUCUCAAUUACAAAUGUUUCUAAACUCUAUGAUUUGGUUUACCCUACUAAUAUAUUGAUACACCGGUUCCGAAUCUUAUAUUUUGGCAAAAGUUUCAAGGCUUUCAAUUGGCUUUUGCAUGUUUUGUUUUGAUGUGUUAGAUUUAUCCGUAACCAAGUCCGUCCGACCGUCUAUAUAAAACCCUAUAUCUCGGUGAAUAUAAAAACUAUAGCUUUGUAAAUAAAAAUUACUGCUCGAUAGAUCUUAAUGGAGGGGACAUAGCAGAACAUUUACAAUACAAAACAUUUUAAAUACAAUUGCGUUUGCACCAUAACUUUUACAAAAAUAUUGGGUUCCGACUAUCUUAUAUAAAAUAUCUUAUUGCCCCAACUUUUGCGUCAUUUUUUUUCUAUUCAUUGAUAUCAAUUCUAUUGUGAGUUGAUAUAAUACAAAAUAAAUAUUAAAACACUUUCUACUUGUAAUGGGUAAUUCGUGCCGCUUGGAGUAAUGUUUGUCAUGAGAUAUAUUGCUAAAAUAUAUGGGUUCUGAAAAAUUUAAAUCAGGUUUCUGUAAUUAAGAAACAUUCAUAAAAAGUUUAAAAAAUUGUUAAAGCUUCUAAAAAUAAUAUGUUAUAUAUUAUUAUACAAAUUAAAAUAACUCCUAAACGCGUUUUUAAAACAAAAGUUUCAAUGUGAUCACGUAGAAUAACAAAAAUUACUAAGUACGAUGAAAAUGCAUAGCAAAAUAAAGAAACAAAUCGAAUGCGACACGUAAGCACAUACCUGAUAGAUUUCCCAGAGGAAUAUUGUCUACAGAUUGUGCUGCAGUGUGUGCUGAAUAAUAAACUAGAGCUAUUAAUUAUUUAGAAUUAAAAGUUGGCAGAUUUUGAGCUCAAUGAGAAUUCAUUGAACUGUUAUGGAAAAUUGUGAAUUAGCUCUCGUUAUUAUAUUUAUAAAAAACCAGAGCCAGUUCAUUUGAAGAAACAAAUAAAUAAAAUAAUUUAAUUUAUAAUAAUACAAUUGAAACUUAAAGCCGAAAAAGUCCUAACCGUUUCCCUAUUAGAGUCGAUGUUAAUCUGACUAUAAACUAAAAAUCUUUAUAUUUACCGGGAAAUGUAAGCGGCAAUAUGUUAAAGAGAUCCAACAAAUUAGUUAAUUAUAAAAAGUUGGUUUAUCUUCAAUGUUGUUUGGCAAAAAAGCAUAUUGUGUAUUUUAAGAGUUUUGUGAAAAUAAUAUGGAAAUAAAGUUGAAUUUAAAAAAAUGUGAAAGGAA
Drosophila rhopaloa is the source of this 3067-nucleotide messenger RNA. It is a transcript of the gene Pur-alpha, whose product is annotated as transcriptional activator protein Pur-beta. Lineage: Eukaryota; Metazoa; Arthropoda; Insecta; Diptera; Drosophilidae. Gene Ontology annotation, molecular function: RNA polymerase II transcription regulatory region sequence-specific DNA binding; DNA-binding transcription factor activity, RNA polymerase II-specific; purine-rich negative regulatory element binding. Gene Ontology annotation, cellular component: nucleus. Gene Ontology annotation, biological process: regulation of transcription by RNA polymerase II. Bases 313 to 1140 code for a protein of 275 amino acids. The transcript has 10 exons. The record is from RefSeq and is a predicted model, not a curated record.